Messenger RNA from Trichobilharzia regenti, 4766 nucleotides. Lineage: Eukaryota; Metazoa; Platyhelminthes; Trematoda; Strigeidida; Schistosomatidae. The record is from the annotation of a GenBank genome assembly.
UCCUUUCACUGAAUAUCAGAGGAAAUACAUCUGCUUUUGCAUUUCUGAGUGAAUUCCCGGAGGUAAUGGCCAAUCAACCCUUAGCCAGUGGACUUAGUGCUCAAGUCAAAAAGAAGCUUGAAGGGAAACGAGACAGAGAUCAGGAGCAGAGUGUACUUGACUGGAUAGAAGCUGUGCUUGGCAUAAAAGUUGAUCGUUCUAAACCAUAUGAAGAAGUACUGAAAGAUGGAGUGUUACUUUGCAAGCUUAUUAACAAACUGAAACCAGGAAGUGUCAAGAAAAUUAAUGAAAACUCUACAAUGCCAUUUAAAAUUAUGGAGAACAUCAAUGCUUUUCAAGAAGCAAUUAAGGCUUAUGGUGUGCCUACUUCUGACGUCUUUCAAACAGUUGACUUAUUUGAAAAGAAGGAUAUUGCUCAAGUUACACAGUGUAUCUAUGCUCUUGGAAGAACCGUGAGUCAAGAUCUUUUCUGUGUUGUGCUUGUCAGAAUUUACCAAAUAGAUAACAGAUUUUUUUUGGAAUAGUAUUAAAUUUGUUAAGUAAUUCAUUUACUUGUAAGCUGAGUAAAACACAUUGAUAACAUCGUCCUGGUUGAGUUUUCCAAAACUGCUACAGUUGUGGUGAAAUAUAUAAGCAGAAUGACUAGAUAAGUAAAAGAAAUAUGAGGAAGAAAUCCCGAACUGGUUAGAUGAGUCGAUGUAUUACGGGAAACAAGGGUUUAGGUUAUUUAUCACUUCUAACAAUAGCUGUAUCAGCGUUGUGGCAUCAGUAGAGGGUGUUAUGAUAGGUCCAUUGUCACCUUCUUCGAAGUUAUAAGUAGAGUUUACUAAUAAGUGUUAGCGAAUUUCUGUCUCAAAAUUCGUCUGUGAUUCCCUGAAAACUGUCUACAGGAUGACAACAUUUAAAAUGGAGUGAACUUUUUGUACCACUACAUGUCAUCUUCAGUAGAAUCUACAGAUUAGCAUAAUUCACAUAAUCAUUGCUUAUAUUUCAAUACGGAUUUAAUCACGAACUGACAAAAGUCGGCGAAUCCUCAAAUUCCAGGGAGGGUUUUUCAGCUGUUUAGUCAAGAAGGAUUCAUACUGAAGUUAAUCAAAUCUCUGAAAUUCAAAUACGUGAGCAAUAUUAUGACGAAAGUUUAUAUAAUUCUAAAAUGCCAUUAGUAUACGUUUUCCUGUGUACAACACACAAAACAGUGAUAUAGUUUGCAUACUAGAUAACAUUAUGAACACCACUCCUGAUAAUCAUAUCAUGGUCUUAGAAUCACUUUCAGACCUACCUUUUUAGCAUUUCUGCUUAGCCAAAAAAACUACUGAAUCAUUUUUCUUGCUUGGUACGUCGGUGGCAUAGCGGUUAAGACGCUCACCGACCAUGCACAUGGUCCGGGGUUCGAUCCCUGGCCGACCCACUCCUUUACCUCGCUAAGCCAGAAAUAAUGCUGGUAGAGAGGAAAGGUUGGACAUGAAGCUAGCAACCUCAUCCUGUGCAAUUAAACACUGCUACAGAAACUUCAAGUCACUAGCUUGAAGCCCUAUGUUCCACUGGGAACGUGAAGGAAAAAAAGAGACUUACAAAUUAAUCUUCGAGCUAAUAUUGAGUCUUAGAACUGUGAUUAGUGUCUAAUGAGUGGACCUCAGUAGCUAAAUUUUCUUUUUGACGGGAAACGGUUAACGCAAAGAAAGUUUUUUCAGUGAUUUCAAAUUACGUCCUACAGUUAGUCCUGAAAAAUUGUUCAACACAGGCAUUCGCAGCUAAAAGUGUACGCUUCUGAAGUUGCACUGAAGAUUUACAUAACGGUUUCAUUGAAUUAUUUAUGUACUUUUAUUAUUUUAUGAAAGCUGUGACUUCUUCAGCCAACAAGAAUCUGUGAGAUAAAAUAACUUCACUCAGAAUCCAGCCUGUUUUGCUCUGUUGAAAUUUUUCGGGGGAACCAUAUGCAACAGAAUUACACUGCUAGUUAAAAAUUACAUAGAAACUUUAUUAAACUUUGUUUUCAAUGUUUUGAACUUUUUUAGUGUCAGACACAUCCAGAAUAUAGUGGUCCUUGUUUAGGUCCAAAGUUAGCUCAAGAGAAUAAACGAGAAUUCACUGAGGAACAGUUAAGAGAAGGCGCGAAUGUGAUUAGUCUGCAGUAUGGAACAAACAAGGGAGCUUCUCAAGCCGGUAUGACUAUGGGCAAGCAAAGAAUGAUUCUGGAUUAAGUUAUUAUUCUGUUGCUAAAAAAAAAAAAUCAAAUCUUCUGUUUUUUUUAUUUUUAAAGAAAUAUAACAUAUCUACGGUUUUAUUUGCGCUAAAAGCAAACUUUAUUUUCCAAUGCAUUUCACUAAAAUAUUAUAAAUGCCAUUUCACAUAGAAGUGUACGACUAAAUCAUCUGUUUCCUUUUCCCAUCACCUCAACUAUAUGUUAAUUCUUCCCCAAGGCAUUUUUGCGUUCAUUAUUACGCUUCUGCUUCAAACAAUUACCUUCAUGAAGCAUGCAUACAUACCAUAAACUUUAGACAACGAUUCAGGUGAAUAAUGUUAUCUCUGCUUAACAUUGUUAUUAGUGUGUUGUAACUUCUUUUUAACGCUUGUUAAUGAAUAAUAAUAAUAAUAAUAAUAAUGUCCUCUAAACUUAAUUUCUUAUCAAUGUGUUAUUCUGGUCAUUAAGUAUCAGUUCUACUGAAACACUUCUCAUUCACAUAUCCGAAGCUCAGGAGAAAUGAUAUCACUGGAAAUAAGAUUACAACAGUACUAUGCUAACAGGGGAUAACUUCUAGAGGUGCUACUCUCAACUACAAAUGUUCAUAAAAGAUAAAGCAAAUAUUAUGAAAAAGUACACUUCAUGAGAAUAAAAAAAAGGAUUAUUCAUAGAAAGAUUUAUCUAUGAUCUCAACAGAAUUCAUGGAUCUUCGAAAAUCUAUUUACACUGAGACUUAACAUUUUGUUGUACACUUACUUGGAAGGAAGGUUGUUCAGGUAUUUUUGAACUCAUACGUAUCAUUAUAUUGACCUUCAGUAAAUGUGAUAUAUAUGUAUAUAUCGCCAAAGUAUUCUACGAGCAGGUAAUAAACACAAGGCAAACAAACGAAUUCAACUGACUUACAGUAUUUCAGAAUGUCAGAACUAUUUUAUCUACCACUGGGUAAUUUGCAUAGGAUUUUAUUAGACUAUAGUCCUCUCCGUUGGAUAACAUUAAAAUGCAUACUGGUUAGUGUUUUUAAUUAAUAUCCUCAGUGAAGUGUUGAUGUAAUUUAACAGUGAAAAAAGGAGAAAGUCUGAAAUCUAACAUUUCAGGUAUAUGAUUGUGAAAAAUUUAACAUUACAUAGUAGUUUUCGAAUUCUGAUAAUAUUAGCUCAAGUUACCCUAUCCAUUAAACACCACUAAAUAGAGAAGACAGUAUUGAAAAGAUUUAAAAAAAAAUGUGUUUUGACUUUACUAGUUGAUCUUUACACACAAGUUUGAUGAUAUUGAAAAUAACUAGGAGGAAACUGUGACUUGAAGUCUGGUCCAAAGUGCAUUAGAGCAACUCCAGGACCUCUUUGUGAGCACGGUUACUGGUGAACAAAGAAACUCCCAAACACCAUUGAUUCUUUUUGAACUCUAGGGUCAAUGUACACCACUGGUUUGGAAUCAUGAGUUUUGAAUUUUUCUCAGUUAACAGAAAAUAAAAUCAGUAAUGUAGAGUUCGGGAUUUGACAAGGUGAAAGUUGUUAUCAGGUGUAAAGUAAGGCUAGCUGAGUGACUGAUUGGCAAAUGAGAAGGAAGAACAAAGAAUACAAAAUUCGUCAUAAAAGUAGAUUAGUUGCUUUUUGCCUCUACAGUGUCAUUUUUAGAAUUACACAAAUAUACAACAGCUUACUACUGAUGAAUUUUCAGAAGUUGUAUUUUUUUUUUAGAAUAUACUGUAGAGUUGAGUUCAGAGUCGAAGUUACUUGUUCAAACACAUAUUUUCGAUCACAUCUCUCUGUGUUAUAUCCCUGAAUGUAGAAAAAUGCAAAUAUGUGCUUAUUAGUUAGUAUCAGAAAUGACGUAACGAUAUAUCCAGCAGUUUUAUCUGAUAUGAUUGCUACUCUGACCGGUUGUUUCAGGAUAAUUUCGUCGUUCUUUAUCAUGCUUGCUUAAACAAUCUCUGAGAUGGGAUUUAUGGUUUGGAAAUCAGUCGAAACCAAACAAAUCAGUUUAGGAGAAAUACAUUUAAACAGACACUCUCUAAUAAAUGAAUUAACAAGAUAAGAAAAGUGUUGACAGAACAGUCUAACAAUGAGCGUAAUAGUUAUUUAAAAUGGUUAGAAAUAAAAGUUAUCAAAGAGAAAGUUACUUACCCCAAAUUUAAGAGGGAUUUCGAUUUCUACAGUUAAUUUAUGUACUGAAAUUCAAACAUCUGCUGAAUAUUCACUGUUUUAAUCGUCUUUGAUUCUGUAAGCACUUAUUUUAAUUAUCUUGUUAUCUCACGUCUGUUUGAUCGCACACUUUUAAAUCAUAUGAGUGAUACUAAACGAAAGCGUGAAUGAUCCUAAUCUACCACUAAAUUUAUUCACAUCAACCAUCACCGUAAUAUUACUACUGACAUGCGAAAAUACAAACUUUUGGCCAGAGAGAGAGAGAGUUUAUACUAUUUGAACAAUAAUCAACAUAACUGAUAGCAGCCCUGAGUGUGGGCGUUCUAAACGAACUUUAGUAACACCAAAUUCUCUGACAUGUUCAAAGAGUUAACAUUAAUAUAAGAAUAAAACUUGUGCACUGUGGUAGAGUGUAAUUCCAUUAUGGGUAAAUUUUGUUUUGA